CGCAAACAACAACUUCAGUUCACCCUCAACGAUCCCAACCUGCCCACCUCCGAUUUUGGGUGGUGAUUUGCUUUGAUCGGAAUUUUGAGGGCUACGCGACACGGAUCCUUGUGCUGGGGAAGUUCGAAAUUACGGGACUUUAUCGUUAAAGAUAACUGGUUGCGGCUUUCCGUCUUCAUUUCAAGGAAUUGAGGAUCGAGGGUUAGGAUUAGGAUUGGGACGGAAGAUCGCUAUGGCUGCUUCUGAAUUGGCUGUUGCGAAGAAGAAGGAGGGGAAGGACAAGGUCAAGGAGGUGAAGGAUAAGGAAGAGAAGAAGGAGAAGAAGAAGGACAAGAAAUCCAAGAAGGAAAAGGAGGACAAGGACGAAAAGAAGGAGAAGAAGAAGGAGAAGGAGAAGAAGGACAAGAAGUCCACGAAGGCCACGAAAACCAGCACGGACGAGCGCGACGACUCCGUGAGCGAGAAAGCCGACACGAAAAAGCAAUCGAAGAAACGACGUCUGGAAGAAGGUGAUGAUGACGACGACAACGAGGCGAAUGCUACCACCAAGGGCAAAUCGGCUGCGGAUGAAGAGCGGAAACAGAAGAAACAGAAGAAGAGGGUCUCGUUCUCGGCGGACGUGAAGUUGGAGGAUGGCAGCGGAGACUCCGAGGCGGAGGAUAUGGAGGUCGAUGAAUCGGAACAACAACAGCAGCAGCAGCAGCAACAGCAGUUAGAGGCAAACGGCGCUGCGGAGGAGAUGGAUUAUGAAGGAGAUGGGGAGGAGAAGAAGAAAAAGAAGAAGGAAAAGAAGAAGAAGAACAAGGACAAGGAUCACAAAUCCGCCGCUACGGCUGCUGACGCCAAAAUCCACGAGACGCCCAUCCUCUCCUACCUCAGUCUUUAUCACAACCACCGGUCGGCGUGGAAGUUUCAAAAGAACCGCGAGACGCACCUGUUCAAGCAUGUGCUGUCGCUGGAGCAGGUCCCCGCGCAGUAUAAUGCGGCGCUCUUGGCGUAUCUGCAGGGGUUGAAGAGUGAGGGUGCCAAGCUGCGCUUGAAGGAGAUUGCGGAAGAGGUUGUCAAGGCCGAUGUGGAGGUGGAGGAGCAGGAAGAGGAGGAAAAGAAGAACAAGUCGACGACGACGACGACGACGACGACGCAAGCUGAGGAGGAUAAGACGAAAGGAGCUGAGGAGAGCACUGAUGUGGCUCCUGAGCCUAGUUACAAAAAGGCCGUCGCCUCGUUCCGGACGCUUCUGUCGGAGGGCAAAGAGAACCUUGAAGGUCUGGAAGGCACCGAGGGCCUUGACGCUACGCAACUACAGAGGCUGCAGAAGAGACAGCGCGCUGAGCUCAUCCUCUGGGCUGUCACCGGUGCCCUGUUCAAUCUCGAGAAGCCCAAGCUUCCCCCACGGAUGGCGAAGAAGAACCAAACGCCGGCCAAAAAGAAGAAGAAGAACAGAACCGCUAUCAUCGAGAUCUCCAGCAGCAGCGAGAGCGACAGCGACAGUGACAGUGACAGCGACAACGAUGACAAGAAAAAGACCAAGAGUCCGGCCAAGAAAGAUUCAUCCUCGGACGUGAGCAGCAGCAGCAGCAGCAGUGAUAGUGAUAGUGAUUAGUCACUUGAUGCUGCAUGUUGUUGUUGUUCAACCUGAAUUGUACAGACUGGUCUCUGUGCUUCGCUGCUUCAUGUGCAUGACAAUUCAAUUCCGUCCACAUCUGGUGGCUAUCAUAGCUCUAUAAUUUUGAGCUCAAAAGUUCUAGAUACCUGGUUCAACCAUACAAAAGCGGUCUUUUGUCGGAUCUACGGUGUUGUGUUUCUUCUUUUGUG
Messenger RNA from Aspergillus brunneoviolaceus CBS 621.78, 1815 nucleotides. RefSeq names its product WKF domain-containing protein. The coding region runs from base 233 to 1603 and encodes 456 amino acids. NCBI's taxonomy places the organism in Eukaryota, Fungi, Ascomycota, Eurotiomycetes, Eurotiales, Aspergillaceae. The transcript has a single exon. The record is from RefSeq and is a predicted model, not a curated record.